AUGGUUGGCCUUUGCUCACACCCCGAACAAUGGGGCAUAUCGCUGCUUUAUGACCUGACUCCCUGCACGUGCCAGGCGCUGUCACACGUUUUCCCCUCAGCAAUAGCGCUGAUCUGGGGCACCCGAGAGGUGGUCCAGUUUGCCAACAAACCCAACAACGCCCAUAUCGUGCGCCGGCAAUGGGACUACUGGCUCAAACAGUCUGCGUCUGUGGCGCUCAUUCUCAGCCUGCUGUACGACGCCUCGCGACACAGAGCCCACCCCACCGACAUCUUCUUCUGGAGCCCCCUGGUUCUGGUUGCGGCCACCGUAGAAAUCAUCUAUCUGCAACACGUCGAGGCCGCCAAAAGCCGGAUUGCCAGCUCGGCCGUACUGUGGUUCUGGUUCACCCUGGCUAUCGGAGGACUUCUGGAAACCAUAGGUGACGCCGUUAGAGCUCUCAACCCAAGAACCGCUCUUUGCACCACGUUUGUGGCCUCCCUGGUCUUUUCUCUCGAAUGCUGGGUCUUCGACCCCCGAAAAUCGCUCCCUCACAUGUACCAAACCGCCUACGAGGACCUCAACCCCAUCGAGUACGCCAAUAUUGCGUCAAGAUCGACAUUUGGAUGGCUCGGACCACUGCUCAAAACUGGAUACUCAAAGGUGCUCACCAUCGAUGACAUUCCAGCUUGCCCUACCUGGCUCAAAACUGCCGUCACCCACGGCACCUUUGAACAGACGUGGCAAAAGCAGUUGCGAAAGAAGAACCCAUCUCUAUUGUGGACAAUCACAGCAGUCUACGGCCCAAAGUAUCUGUUUCUGUGCGUCUACAACCUCGGAGAAACCCUGGUUCCUUUCAUUCAGCCGUUUCUGCUGAGGCAGCUGAUUCUGGUGGUCACAGACUACAGAGCCCAGGAAGACGCGGCAAGAUCACUCAACAAGCCUCUGGACCCCGAUUCCGAGUCUGGACUCAUCACCAAGGGCAUCAUGGUUGUCACAGCCAUGCUGGCCCUUUCUCUCGUCCAGAUUGUGUCAUCCAACAAGUUCAUUAUUGGCUGUUUCAACAUGGUUCUUGAGGUCACCGGCGCCCUGUCUGCCGCAAUCCAUAAUAAGACCCUUACCGUGUCUCCAGAGGCAAAGGCCGAUACAAACUCCGGGGACAUUGUUAACCUCAUGUCCACAGAUGUACCCCAGAUUGCUCAAACUGCAGAUAUCAUGGACACCAUCUGGGGAGCUCCUCUGGGAGUCGUUGUGUGUCUGACCUCCAUCUACUUCCUCAUUGGUAAAGCCAUGUGGGCCGGUGUCUUUGUCAUGUCCAUGAACCUGCCCAUCAACGCCGUUUUCGCCUACUGGGAAACCAAGUUCUACGAGCAGAUCAUGGCGGUGCGAGACAAGCGAACCGCCGUCACUACCGAGGUUCUCACCAACAUCAAGUCGCUCAAGUUUUACUCAUGGGAAAAGAUUUUCUACGACAAGGUGUGCAAGAUCCGAAACGGAGGAGAACUCGCGUUACAGAAGAAGAUUCUGCACUACGAGAUUGCCGAGGCAUUCUCCUGGAGUGUCGCGACGUUUGUCGCCACUUCCGCCUCCUUUGCAGUCUACACCCUUGGCAUGAAACAGCCUCUUACCACCGAUGUUGCCUUCCCCGUCAUGGCUCUAUACGGAGCUCUUCUGGAACCUCUGGGGUCAAUUCCCUACAUCAUCACCCAUCUGCUCGAGACUGGUAUUUCUAUUGGCCGAAUCUCCAAGUACCUAAAAGCCCGUGAUCUUCAGCCCGAUGCUGUGACCCAUGUAGCUGCUGCUACAGUUCCAGGUCAGGUUUCUGUGACCGUGGAGAACGGUUCUUUUGGCUGGGAUUCUCGAGAUGUUGCCAAGGAUGUGGACAAGCUGCUUCUUACGGACAUGAAUUUUGAGGCCAAGAAGGGUCAGAUUGUGUGUGUUGUAGGAAAGGUUGGCAGUGGAAAGACCACCUUUUUGCACUCUCUUCUGGGAGAGACAUACAAGCAUGCCGGACAAGUCACAGUGGCUGGACGAGUUGCCUAUGUUGCUCAGUCUCCCUGGAUCAUGAAUGCUACCAUCAAGGACAAUAUUGUAUUUGGUAGCAAGUUUGAUGCUGAUUUCUACGCCAAGGUUGUUGAUGCGUGCGCUCUCAAGUCUGAUUUUGCUAUUCUCAAGGAUGGAGACCAAACCGAGGUCGGUGAGAAGGGUAUUGCUCUUUCAGGAGGUCAGAAGGCUCGUCUUGGACUUGCGCGGGCCGUUUAUUCCCGUGCCGACAUCAUUCUUCUCGACGAUCCUCUUUCUGCCGUUGACGAGCAUGUGCAACAUCAUAUUAUCCAGGAAGUUCUUGGUCCCAAUGGUCUGUUGCAGUCCAAAACCAAGGUGCUAGCUACCAACACUCUCAAUGCUUUGGAGCACGCAAACAUGAUCUACUUGAUUCAGGACAAGACGUUUGUGGAGAAGGGUUCGUUCGAGGAGGUUUCUCGAGGCGAAGGCCAAUUGUCGAAGCUCAUCAAGGACUUUGGCCGCAAGGGAAAGAAGACAGACACUUCUGCUUCUGCUUCUGAUCUCGUUUCUGGCCCCACUACCCCCACUUCAAUGGUUGAAACUGACCCUGUUCUCAUUGAAGGAGAAGAUACUGUUGAAGAGCUUGGAAUCGACCGUACCUUGACGUUGCGACGAGCCUCCACAGCCGAGUUUGUGGCUCCUAAGGGUCCUAAGUCGAAUGCUGAUGAGAGAGACUCGGACAGAGUCAACCAGGAAAUCGUCACCUCAGGAGAUAUCAAGUCUUCAGUCUAUGUGCGAUACGCUAAGGCUCUGGGACUGGGCAACCUGGCAAUGUUCCUGCUCUGCAACAUCAUGGUAUCUGUGUCUCAGGUUGCUGCCAACUACUGGCUCAAGGACUGGGCCGAGCGAUCCGACGACUCAGAGCUCUCUUCCCCAGGUUACUAUCUCACCGUGUACUUCAUUCUGGGCAUUGCUUCCGGUAUCUGGCUUGUUUUGGAGCUCAUCUUCCUGCACGCGCGUGGAGCCAUCCAAGCUGGUAUUGAGAUGCAUGCCAAGAUGCUUGCGUGUGUGCUUCGAGCUCCAAUGUCCUUCUUUGAGACUACUCCUCUGGGUCGAAUCACCAACCGGUUCUCAGGAGACUUGUACAAGAUUGACGCCAACCUGCCCUCGGCUAUUGAGUACCUGUUCAAUGCCAUCAUUGCAGGCAUGGCUUCUCUGCUGGUGAUUGUUUUUGCGACACCCAUGACCUUGCUGUUCAUCAUCCCCCUUCUGGUUCUCUUUUACCGAUACCAAAAGUACUACAUUCACUCUUCUCGAGAAGUGAGACGACUGGUGACUGCUUCCAGGUCCCCUGUUUACGCUCAUUUCCAGGAGACACUCAACGGUGUGUCUACCAUCCGAGGAUACGCCCGUCAAGCUACUUAUGAGAAGAUCAACCAGGCUCGAACCGACGUGUCAGCCAAGGUGCGUUUUAUUCAGCAGAACCUCAACCGAUGGUUGUCUCUUCGCCUGCGAGUUAUUGCUGCCCUGGUUGUGUUUGCCACAGGUCUGUUUUCCAUCCUUUCUCUCCGAUGGUACAACUUUAUGAAUCCCGGAAUAAUGGGUAUUGUCAUGACAUAUGCGCUGAACGUGACGUGGACGCUGGUGCUCAUGGUUCGUAUGGCCAUCAACGUCGAGACCCACUCUGUGUCUGUGGAGCGAGUGUGGGAGUACUGUGAGUUAAAGUCUGAAGCCAUUACCGAGAUUCCAGGUUGUGUUCCCCCCUCGUGGCCUGAGAAUGGUUCCAUCUCCUUCAACGAUUACUCCACGCGGUACAGAGAGGGUCUGGAUCCUGUUCUCAAGGGUAUUUCUCUCGAUAUCAAGCACAAGGAGAAGAUUGGUAUUGUUGGACGAACUGGAGCCGGCAAAUCGUCUCUUACUUUGUCUCUGUUCCGAAUCAUUGAGGCCAUUGGAGGCAACAUUUCCAUUGACGGAGUUGACAUUUCCAAGCUGGGACUUCGAGAUCUGCGUCAACGGCUUUCGAUCAUCCCCCAGGACUCUCAGAUCUUCGAGGGAACCAUCCGAGAGAACCUGGAUCCUUCAGGAACUGCUCACACCGACGAGGAGAUCUGGAAGGUGCUAGAGUUGUCUCAUUUGGCAGAGUUUGUGCGUUCGUCCACUGAUUCGGACGGUCAGCACCAGGAGCUGCUCAUGAAGAUCAACGAGGGCGGUUCCAACCUGUCUGCAGGUCAGAAACAGCUCAUGUGUCUUGGUCGAGCUCUCCUCAACCCCUCUCCUAUUCUGAUUCUCGACGAGGCUACUGCUGCCGUCGAUGUUGAGACAGACAAGAUUCUGCAGCAGACAAUUCGAACCGAGUUUAAGGAGAAGACGAUUCUGACUAUUGCUCAUCGACUCAACACCAUUCUCGACAGUGAUCGAAUCAUUGUACUUAGUGCUGGUCAGGUGGAGGAGUUUGAUACCCCCCAGAACCUGCUCAAGAACCACGAUAGUUUGUUUUACAAGCUCUGUGAGCGAGGAGGAUUUGUCGAUGGCGACGAGAUCAAGUACACUGUUGCUGAAGAGGAGGGAGAUGACAAGAAGGAUAAUGAUGAUGAUGAUGAUGAUGAUGAUCAGCCCGCUUACACUGUGGAGGAGCCUGAUAAUUAA
Molecule: messenger RNA, 4629 nt
Organism: Yarrowia lipolytica CLIB122
Lineage: Eukaryota; Fungi; Ascomycota; Dipodascomycetes; Dipodascales
Biological process (GO): transmembrane transport
Cellular component (GO): membrane
Molecular function (GO): ATP binding; bilirubin transmembrane transporter activity; ATP hydrolysis activity
Source: RefSeq, a predicted model, not a curated record